Molecule: messenger RNA, 2056 nt
Organism: Morus notabilis
Lineage: Eukaryota; Viridiplantae; Streptophyta; Magnoliopsida; Rosales; Moraceae
Product: threonine synthase 1, chloroplastic
Exons: 2
Coding region: 93-1691 (532 amino acids)
Biological process (GO): L-cysteine biosynthetic process
Cellular component (GO): cytoplasm
Molecular function (GO): pyridoxal phosphate binding; threonine synthase activity
Source: RefSeq, a predicted model, not a curated record
AAGAAGAAGAAGAGUAGACCACCACAAUCCACACAAAACACAAUCAACGCCGCCUCCAAAAGCCCUUUUCUCUCUUUCUCAAAGCUUCAACAAUGGCUUCCUCUUCUUCUCUCUUCCACGCCUCUCUCUCCUCCUUCAUCGACCCCAAACCCAAACCCAAUCCCAGUCCCAGUCCCUUCUACCGUAACCCCGUAGCCAAACACCGCCCUUCCCCCAUCAUCACCUGCACUUCCACCGCCAGCAACAACAACUCUCCUCCUCCGGCGGCGCCGAAGCUCCGGCGAGCGGUGGAAGAGAACAUAAGGGACGAGGCGCGGCGGCACCGGCCCUCCGACAAGGGUUUCUCUGCCAAGUACGUGCCUUUCAACGCGGGGUUCGACUCGGCCGAGUCGUACUCGCUUGACGAGAUCGUUUACCGCAGUCGCUCGGGGGGGCUCCUGGACGUGGAGCACGACAUGGAGGCGCUGGCGAAGUUCGACGGCGCGUACUGGCGACGCCUCUUCGAUUCGCGCGUGGGGCGGACAACGUGGCCGUACGGCUCUGGCGUCUGGAGCAAGAAGGAGUGGGUCCUUCCCGAGAUCGACGACGACGAUAUCAUCAGCGCCUUCGAAGGGAAUUCGAAUCUCUUCUGGGCCGAGCGUUUCGGCAAACAGUUUCUGGGCAUGAGCGAUCUCUGGGUCAAGCACUGUGGGAUCAGCCAUACUGGGAGCUUCAAGGAUCUGGGAAUGACCGUCCUCGUCAGCCAAGUCAAUCGCCUCCGCAAAUUGAAGCGCCCCGUCGUCGGAGUCGGCUGCGCCUCGACCGGAGACACCUCCGCCGCUCUCUCGGCCUACUGCGCCUCCGCCGGGAUCCCUUCCAUCGUUUUUCUCCCCGCGAACAAGAUUUCGAUGGCGCAAUUGGUCCAGCCAAUCGCCAACGGGGCCUUCGUCCUCAGCAUCGACACCGAUUUCGACGGCUGUAUGAAGCUGAUCAGGGAAAUCACGGCUGAACUUCCGAUUUACCUGGCGAAUUCGCUCAACAGCUUGAGGCUGGAAGGGCAGAAGACGGCGGCGAUUGAAAUUCUGCAGCAAUUCGACUGGGAAGUCCCCGAUUGGGUGAUCGUCCCUGGCGGUAAUCUCGGCAACAUUUAUGCGUUUUACAAGGGAUUCAAAAUGUGCAAAGAAUUAGGCCUUGUUGACAAGAUUCCCAGGCUGGUUUGCGCUCAGGCGGCGAAUGCGAAUCCGCUUUAUCUGCAUUACAAGUCCGGUUGGAAGGAAUUCAAUCCGGUGAAGGCGAAUUCGACUUUUGCGUCGGCGAUACAGAUUGGAGACCCGGUUUCGAUCGACAGAGCCGUGUACGCUCUCAAGAACUGUGAUGGCAUUGUUGAGGAGGCAACCGAGGAGGAAUUGAUGGAUGCAAUGGCCCAAGCUGACUCGACGGGGAUGUUCAUUUGCCCGCACACCGGAGUCGCAUUGACGGCGCUGAUUAAGCUUAGGAAGAGCGGGGUUAUCGCGCCGGGUGAUCGGACGGUGGUGGUCAGCACGGCUCAUGGGUUGAAGUUUACGCAGUCGAAGAUCGAUUACCACUCAAAGGUGAUCCCGGAGAUGGAAUGCCGGUUCGCGAAUCCGCCAGUGGAGGUGAGGGCGAAUUUCGGGGCCGUCAUGGAUGUUCUCAAGGACUUUUUGAAUAAGCCUCCCAAGUGCAAAGCAUAAGUGAAGAGAAGUUACUUGCUUGUGGAAUAAAGAUUGCAACUUUAGCAGAAAAUGAAAGGAAUAAAGAAGAAGAGAAAAGGGUUAUUUCUGUUUGUACAUGUUGCUUCGUGAUAUUUGGUAAUGAGUCUCUACUUUUUAAGAGAUUGUCUGGCUAAUUAUCUUGGUGCUUGGCCUUUUAAGAUUUCACUGGCACUUCCCAAAUUCAUGGGGUGGUUUGGCUGCAUUGAGAUAAUUCCUAUGGUGUUGUCAUGUCAUGAAUAUGCUUAAAGAUUCUAGUGGUGGUUUGUCAUCUCAUAGAAAAAGUUUUUUCUGUCGUGGUGGAAUGUGGGAAUGAUUUAAGAAAAAUGAAUUUUGUGGUUUUAGGA